GUCGAAAGGCAAGUUUCCUGAUAUCGAACGUGCGUUGUCAAACUGGGCAAGAAACUACCAGAAACAGGGACUGCCACUGUCCGAUGCCAUCACCCGAGAGAAGGCGCGCUUCUUCGCUCAGACUGUUGGUAACUCCGAGAGUCAUCUCAAGGCAAACAACACGAGCUGGCUAGAGAAGUUCAAGCAAAAGAAUCAUCUCAUGGAGCGCGAGAGCCCGGCCAGUGGGCAGCCAGGGAGCAACAACUUCCAGGGGCCGCGAAGUCAGACCUUCCCUAUGCUUGUGGGCGUCGAGCAGUAUAUGUCACCACCAGGCUCAUCUGAUACGCUGACUCCAAAGUACGUCAGUAGUGGUGCGCUCGAUCCUUCUAUGACUAAGAUGCCUGGCGCGCUGCCGACCAUUGGUGAGGGAAUGUCGCUGUCCCCAGCUCAAGUCCUCAAAUCGAUCACACCCCCUCCUCUAGCGAGUACCAGUCAGAUCGGUGACAAGGGAUCCUCUGCCGAUUCCUCGCCCAUUACACCAUCCCAAGAAGAAGCUGCACGCGCAUUAGAGCUCGUCAUGAACUUCUUCCAGUUGCAGAACGCCGGUUUUGUCGUGGAGCCACAAGACUAUGUUACCAUCGGCAAGCUGAUGGAGAAGCUACGAAUCAAGCGCAGCUCUGAGGGUCUUCCUUCCGAUAUGUGA
Messenger RNA from Alternaria postmessia, 682 nucleotides. RefSeq lists its product as uncharacterized. NCBI's taxonomy places the organism in Eukaryota, Fungi, Ascomycota, Dothideomycetes, Pleosporales, Pleosporaceae. The annotation marks the transcript as partial. The record is from RefSeq and is a predicted model, not a curated record. The transcript is spliced from 2 exons.